CAUGUAAACGGAGAAUACUAAUUAGUUUGCCAAGGCCUACAGUAAAACAUGUCUUAUUUCCUCGGCUGUCAGUGUAAAGCUAGGUAUAUUUCUUAAUAUCUAUACAUAUACAAGUGUGUGAGCGAUGGAAAAACAUUUAUUUGCCUCAAAUAUCAAACUUUCCGAUAGAUAUCGGGAGGAAGAACCUUCCAUGAAUAAAAACGACGCAUAGAAAUGUCAAAAGGAGCGUUGCUGUUUGCUGACUUGAGAUGGGAGCAAGCGCCUCGAUAUCUCUCUGUAGUGACUCGUCUGCUGUGAGAAUUCGGAAGCAAAAUGCGAAGAUUAGCCCCGAGCCAACUGUUCCAGACCCAGGCCCUGACACCAGUCCUGUCUUUGGGGUAACCCUUGAGAGGCUGAGAGAAGAUGGACAGCUUGUUUGUGGAGUGCCCCACAUGCUGCGACACAUGGUGGAUUUCCUGGACAGAAAUGGUGUGCAGCAGAGGGGUCUGUUCCGUCUGUCUGGCUCUGUGGUGAGGACCAGGCAGCUGAGGCUGAGAUUGGACAGGGGAGAGAGGAUGGAUCUUGAGGUGGAGGGGGAUGUCUCCACUGUGGCCUCCCUGCUCAAGCUCUUCUUCAGGGAGCUGCCCAGCCCCAUCAUACCAGAGCCUCAGCGCAAGGACCUGGUUCUCAGCCUCACAGAAUGUAAGAAUGAGGCAGAGUUGAUCGCGGCUCUGAAAGAGAAACUCAGCAGCCUACCUGUCGACAACCACAGCAUCCUGUCUUACCUCCUCCACUUCCUGUCAAGGGUGGCCUCUCACAGCCAAUCAAAUCACAUGCCCGUGGAGAACCUGGCCACAGUCUUUGGACCCUGUAUAUUCCAUGUUCCAUCAGGGCCUAGGAUGCUGGAAGAGCAGAAUGUGUGUAAUGCCCUGUUGCUCCACCUCCUUAGACAUCAAUCCGUUGUCUUUAUCUGUCCCCCGGACCUUCCACACCCCCCUCCUAGCCAGGACACCCCGUCACCACCCCCACCCCUCGCAGCCCUGUCCCAUUUUGAGGAGAGACUGGGGGGUCCUCCCAGCACCUCUCGGUCAGAGGAGAGUAACAGUGUAGGAAGGUUUGACGGAGACAGCACCACGUCAGAGACAGGAGGUCUUACGGCCAACACACCCAGAAAGGCAUGGACGCCAUCCAACCUGAACAGUCCUGAGACCUUGGACCUUGGCUCGGAACUCACCUCCCACACACAGCACCUGAUCCCAGACCUGUUGGAGGAUGUUGUGGAUGGAGAGCCUGGCUGUGUUCUCACCUGCUCUGCUUAUCCUAGACCAGCUGGGGAGCCUAGCCAACAGGAUGAGGAAGAUCCUGGAUCAGCUGGGGAGCCUAGCCAACAGGAGGAGGAGGAGGAUCCUGGACCAGCUGGGGAGCCUAACCAACAGGGGGAGGAGGAUCCUGGACCAGCUGGGGAGCCUAACCAACAGGAGGAGGAGGAGGAUCCUGGACCAGCUGGGGAGCCUAACCAACAGGAGGAGGAGGAUCCUGGACCAGCUGGGGAGCCUAACCAACAGGGGGAGGAGGAUCCUGGACCAGCUGGGGAGCCUAACCAACAGGAGGAGGAGGAUCCUGGACCAGCUGGGGAGCCUAACCAACAGGAGGAGGAGGAUCCUGGACCAGCUGGGGAGCCUAACCAACAGGGGGAGGAGGAUCCUGGACCAGCUGGGGAGCCUAACCAACAGGAGGAGGAGGAGGAUCCUGGACCAGCUGGGGAGCCUAACCAACAGGAGGAGGAGGAUCCUGGACCAGCUGGGGAGCCUAACCAACAGGAGGAGGAGGAUCCUGGACCAGCUGGGGAGCCUAACCAACAGGAGGAGGAGGAUCCUGGACCAGCUGGGGAGCCUAACCAACAGGAGGAGGAGGAUCCUGGACCAGCUGGGGAGCCUAACCAACAGGAGGAGGAGGAUCCUGGACCAGCUGGGGAGCCUAACCAACAGGAGGAGGAGGAUCCUGGACCAGCUGGGGAGCCUAACCAACAGGAGGAGGAGGAUCCUGGAUGUCCCAGGGGAAGGACAAGGUCACAACAGGAGGAAGACCCGGCCACCUCCUCCAGCAUAAAGGAGGAAGAGGACGAGGAGACGGAGAGGGGCACAACCCCUUUAGCCAUCUGUGGACUCAUGGACCACAGUAAAGAAGACUAUUACCAGGAUCAUGACCCCUCCAGCUCUGAGCGCUCCAGGAGUGUAGCAGUGAGCUGGCAGGCUCAGGACACCCAGAAUCAAGACCAUCACAAAGACAGCAUGACCCGAUUACAGAUGGCCGAUGGAAUAAACCUGUCUGACUCUGAAAAGAGCCCAACCCUCAAGCAGCAAGCUCUGGAGGCUGAGCUGUGCCCUUCGCCCCCCGGAACCCCCCAGGAGGACCUGGAACACCCCCCUUGUACCAAAGACUACCAGAGCCUAACCCCAACUCCCCACUCCCUCCCAAAACAGGAACAGGACAUCAUCAGCGCCUCACUGACAGCCAGUCCGGUCCAGAGACCCUCCGUGUCGCUCUCUGAGGGCAGUAGCAGUGAAUGUCUGAUGACCCCUGGUCCCAGUCCUCUCCUCCAGCGCCUCGCGGCGGGUGACUGUCCCGUACCAUCCCCCCGCAGCCACAACCUCAGCCAGGGCCACCGCUUUAACACGGACCCUGAAACAGCCCCCUCCCCACCCUGCUCACAACACAUCAGGAUGGCUCACUACACAGUGAGGACUGAACCAGCAGAGGGCGCUAACAAGGCCCCAUCGGUCACGAUGCUCAACAGACACAUCCAGAACCUGAGGAAGAGGAUCAGACGCUUCGAGGAGCACUUUGAGCAAGAGAGACAGUACAGGCCAGCACACAAUGAUAGGACUGCCCAUCCUGAGGUGUCUAGGCUGAUGCGGGACCUCACCAAGUCUCGAAAGCAGCUCAAAGAGCUGAAGCUGAAACAGUGUGCAGAGGGGCUCAGAGAGCAGCAGAGAGGAGGGAACACAGGGCCAUGCAGGUCCACCAGUGACCCCCAGGGGGCGAUGGAGCACUACCACAACAGUAACAACAAACCCUCACUUGAGGAGACUGUCGAUAGCCUGAUCAAGAGACUGAUGGAGAAACGAGAGGAGGAGGGACUGCCAGAUAACAUCAAGGAGAUGACUCCGGCUCAGAUGGCUGUGGAGAAGGUCACCCUGCAGAAGUGUCUACUCUACUUUGAGAGCCUGUAUGGGCGACCGAGCACCAGACAGGAGAAGACUCUGAUGAAGUCUUUCUAUGAUCGCUACCGCCAGGUCAAACAGCAGCUCCUGUGUCCCCCCACCACCAUCCCUGUCAUCACCACCAUAGAGGAAGAGGAGGGUUCUGAUGAAGAGUGUGUGAAGGACAGCCCCUGGCUACCUCAUACAGCGCUGCGCUGUGUGUCUUCAGAUGAGUCACUGCGUCUGCCGCAAAAUGAGGUGACCAACAUGCCUCUCGUGUCACCUCUGGAGGAGCUCAAAGGUCUACAGCCACCCAGCGUCACCACGGCAACACUGCACGAGGCAUCAAGGUCAGAGUUACUGGAGCAGCUGAGGGUGACGCGAGCUGAGAAGAAGAGACUCCGUUCAGUACUCCGAGACUUUGAGGACCACUUCUACACACAGACCGGCAGGGCUGCCCAGAAAGAGGACCGCGGGCCCAUGGCAGAGGAGUACUGCGAGUACAAGAACCUAAAAGCUAAACUCCGCUUGCUGGAAGUCCUGCUCAGUAAACGGGAUACUCCAAAGACUGUCUGAGCUUCCUUCACAGUGGGACUUUUAUUUUGAAACAGUUUUUUUUUGGCUCACUUAUAGGAUACAUUUUUUUCUGAACACAUUUCAAAGUGAGAUACCGGUGCUUACAUGGUGAUGCACUUUAAAUGACUUUGAUGUUGACUGACUCUCACUUUGGUUAAGAGUGAUGGCAAGAUGAUCCGAGAGUUGAUGGGCAACAUCCAGCUAUUUUUAGUCCCUUAACAAGUCCUUUGUUAUUCAUGACAAAUUAUAAUUAUUUUAUGCAACUGAUGUAAUUAUAAUAUUUUAUGCAACUGAUGUAGCGAGUGUAACACUUUCAUUUUAAGGAAAAAAGAGAACUAACAAAUCACAGUUGAUGUUAGAUAAAUGUUAUCAAUUUCUAAGCUAUUUUAUGGCACUUUAUUGUUACUUGCAUUUUGUUCUCGCCAAACUAAUGUCGGUAUAACAGGUACCUACAUGGUCUACUACGUUAAAAUGCUGCGCUUUGAAAAGUGCAAUCUUGGCAAGGAGGAUAUGUCAUCCAAAUACACAAUCUGACAAUCCUGUAGAAUGUUUGUGCAUGUCAAUCAGUUUUUAGUCCCACAUUGUACUAUGAUAUGUAAUAGUUCAUAGUUGAUAUGAUGAAUUGUGGCAAUUCAAGUUAUACAUUACCUUGAAAAAAAAAAAGUGUGAAUGUUGGCAUUGUGCAAGUUACUCCUGCAGUCAAAUCUGUGUUCUCCUUUUUGUGUUUUUCAUCCAAAAAUGCCAUUAUUUAAUAGGAUCAGAGCUCUUGACAUUGUGCACUUCUGGUUUAUAUAUGUGUAUAUAUCAGUCAAAAAUAAAUAUUUUUUCACAUUUA
Messenger RNA from Coregonus clupeaformis (lake whitefish), 4593 nucleotides. Its product is annotated as protein FAM13A. The transcript has 20 exons. NCBI's taxonomy places the organism in Eukaryota, Metazoa, Chordata, Actinopteri, Salmoniformes, Salmonidae. The record is from RefSeq and is a predicted model, not a curated record. Gene Ontology annotation, biological process: signal transduction. The coding region runs from base 249 to 3758 and encodes 1169 amino acids.